CAGUGUCCGCAGUCUGGAAAAACAGCUUCUUCUCCCCUCUAACCCAAAAAGGCUGAACCUCCACCUUCACCGCCUCCGCCUCUUUGACCUCCUCCUCCGCCAUUGCCGACCACCCCAAGCUCUCCCCCCUACAGGAGCCAAGAGAAGGGGCACCGUGCCGUUUCUUGGACGGCGGCGGCGAUGGACGGCGGCAGGGUCGGGGGCGACUACAUUUCCAGCCUCCUCAGCUCCUCCCCCCGGCUCGACUUCGGCGUGCCGGUGCUGGACGCCAUCGUGGCGCCGGGAGGCGGCGGCGGCGGCGGCGACUGCGGCCUCGACAAGCUCUGCGGCGACCCGGGGUUCGCGGAGCGCGCCGCGCGGCUGUCCAGCUUCAACAACGGCGGCGGCGGUGUUGGGCAGCGGUACGGCGGCGCGGGGGCGGGGCUCUUCGGGAUGCCUCCUCCGGCUCCCGGCGACUUCGCCGGAGGUGGCUCCAGGGAGGCGUCCUCCGUGUCCGACCCCGCCUCCUCGGCGAUGAAGGACGCCGCCGCCAAUGCCAAGAAGAGGAAGUCCACGGCGGCGGCGGCCGCCGCCGCCAAGGGCAAAGGCAAGGAGCCUCCGGUUGGGGAAGAGAAGGAAUCAGAUGGCAAGAGGUGCAAGACGGGCAAUGGCGAGAAGGAGAGCUCGGUGAAGCCGAAGGCGGAGCAGGCCGGGAGCGACAGCUCCGUCGAGGACGGCGGCGGUGGCGGGCAGAAGCAAGGGAAGGGGAAGAAUGCCAAGCCGGUGGAGCCACCCAAGGACUAUGUCCAUGUCCGGGCGAGGCGAGGCCAAGCCACUGACAGCCACAGCCUCGCUGAGAGGGUCAGAAGAGAGAGGAUCAGCCAGAGGAUGAAGGUUCUCCAGGACCUGGUUCCAGGAUGCAACAAGGUAAUUGGCAAGGCACUCAUGCUUGAUGAGAUCAUAAACUACGUGCAAUCGCUUCAACGGCAAGUUGAGUUCCUGUCCAUGAAGCUAGCAACUGUGAAUCCACUUGAUUUCAGUAACCUGCCUACUCUGCUGCAGAAAGAUAUGUUCCAAGCAUGCGGCCCUUCAGCGAGCUCGGUUUUCUCAUUAGAAAGCUCCAAUUCUGCUUUUCGGUUUGCCGAACAAGGAGAUGUUUUCCAACAGUUUGCUCAAAACAGCAUGGAAAGCCAGUGCACCCUGAAUCAGUUGGACCUGGCUCUAUCUCAGGCUACAAAUGCUGCACAGUAUGCUUUUCAAGAUGGAACAGCCGGCGCAAACUUGCAGCAAAGGAACUUCUGGGAGGAUGAUCUCCAAAGUGUUUUCCAUAUUGAGAAUGGACAGAGCCAGGAGAAUGGGGUUUCAGCACCAAACUUCCAUGGUCAGCAGCAAGCAGGCCACAUGAAAAUGGAGUUCUAACCUGCUUAGGCCACACUGAUCAAGGAAAAGAAUGACAAUCUGUACAUAGGGAAGAGACCCAAGUGCAAAACUCCCAUUGGCAAAGCUAGUGAAGCUCUCUGAACUCUUGAAGCUAACAGUCAUCAUUAGGCUCUUAAGAGAGGAUAUUUCUUAAUCAUAGUCUGCCUGUAGGGCGAUGUGAUUCUUUUGGUACCUACUAUUUGAGAUGAUUAUAUUUUGAUAUAACCGUAACAAAUUAAAAUAGUUAAUUUGUGUAUAAAGAUAUGGUGCAGAUAUUACAAAGCACCCUCUUCUUCUUCUUUCUGAUUAUGUAUGAGCUGGCCAAUUAGCAGCUAGCUGGAUGGAUGGAACCAUGUAUUACCACUGUUGCAUUUUGUCUAUGAUGAUAGUUAUCCUCACCUUAUCACUGA
This is a messenger RNA of Oryza sativa Japonica Group (Japanese rice), 1808 nucleotides long. Its product is annotated as transcription factor BHLH094-like. NCBI's taxonomy places the organism in Eukaryota, Viridiplantae, Streptophyta, Magnoliopsida, Poales, Poaceae. Gene Ontology annotation, molecular function: DNA-binding transcription factor activity; protein dimerization activity. Gene Ontology annotation, biological process: regulation of DNA-templated transcription. The record is from RefSeq and is a predicted model, not a curated record. Gene Ontology annotation, cellular component: nucleus.